Messenger RNA from Papilio machaon (common yellow swallowtail), 2714 nucleotides. RefSeq names its product ribonucleoside-diphosphate reductase large subunit (gene RnrL). Gene Ontology annotation, cellular component: ribonucleoside-diphosphate reductase complex. The record is from RefSeq and is a predicted model, not a curated record. Gene Ontology annotation, molecular function: ATP binding; ribonucleoside-diphosphate reductase activity, thioredoxin disulfide as acceptor. Gene Ontology annotation, biological process: deoxyribonucleotide biosynthetic process; DNA replication. The transcript has 5 exons. Lineage: Eukaryota; Metazoa; Arthropoda; Insecta; Lepidoptera; Papilionidae. The coding region runs from base 155 to 2545 and encodes 796 amino acids.
UUUUUUCUCGUUGUACCUGUUCUAAUUACCAAAUUUUUGUAUAUUAAAGUUCCGAAAACUAUUUACUUCUCAAAUAUACGCUUUAUUUCUAACUUCGAUAAGAAUUAUUUCUUGAAAUUGUAUCUGUACAUAAACUGCUGCAAAUUUUCUCAUCAUGGUUGGAAAAAUCAACAAAUUAUAUGUAUAUAAGAGGGGUGGUAGAAUGGAGGAGGUUCAUAUAGACAAAAUAACAUCAAGAAUUAAGAAGCUUUGCUAUGGAUUAAAUAUGGAUUUUGUUGAUCCUGUUUCAAUAACAUUGAAAGUUAUCAGUGGCAUUUACUCGGGAGUAACAACUGUGGAAUUGGACAAUUUAGCUGCAGAAACUGCUGCCACCAUGACUACAGAUCAUCCGGAUUAUGCAGUGCUAGCUGCAAGAUUAGCUAUAUCUAAUUUACACAAAGAAACAAAGAAGCAUUUCUCAGAUGUCAUGACAGAUCUGUACAACAUUGUAAAUCCUCAUACAAAGAAAAGAUCCCCAAUGAUAUCAGAUUUUCACUAUAAUAUAAUUAUGAAGUACAAAGAACGAUUGGAUUCUGCAAUUGUUUAUGACAGAGAUUUUAAGUAUAAUUACUUCGGAUUUAAAACAUUGGAACGAUCAUAUCUACUCAAAAUAAAUAAUAAGAUUGCUGAAAGACCUCAGCAUAUGCUGAUGCGAGUCUCGAUUGGAAUUCACGGUGAAGACAUUGAUUCAGCCAUUGAAACUUACAAUUUGCUAUCUGAAAAAUAUUUUACUCAUGCCAGUCCCACAUUAUUCUCAGCAGCAACUCCAAGACCACAAUUAUCUUCUUGCUUCCUUAUAGCUAUGAAAGAUGAUAGCAUUGAGGGUAUAUAUGACACACUAAAACAAUGUGCCUUAAUCUCAAAAUCUGCUGGUGGUAUAGGCCUUCAUGUUCAUUGCAUCAGGGCAAAAGGUACCUACAUAGCUGGUACUAAUGGAGUUUCCAAUGGCCUCGUGCCAAUGUUGAGAGUGUACAAUAAUACAGCCAGGUAUGUCGACCAAGGAGGCAAUAAACGACCGGGAGCAUUUGCUAUUUACCUUGAACCUUGGCACUCUGAUGUUUUUGAGUUUUUAGAUCUGAAAAAGAAUACUGGCAAAGAAGAGGUUAGAGCUAGAGAAUUAUUUUACGCCUUAUGGAUCCCAGAUUUAUUUAUGAAACGUGUAGAAAAAGAUGAAAUGUGGAGUCUAAUGUGUCCUCAUGAUUGCCCCGGUCUUGCUGAUUGUUGGGGAGAAGAAUUUGAAGCAUUGUAUGAAAAAUAUGAACAAGAAAAAAGAUUCGUUAAGCAAGUCCGAGCUCAAGAACUGUGGAAAGCAAUAAUAGAAGCACAAGUGGAAACGGGCACACCAUACAUGCUGUAUAAAGAUUCAUGUAAUAGAAAAAGUAAUCAAAAAAAUCUUGGCACCAUAAAAUGCAGUAAUUUGUGCACCGAAAUUGUGGAAUACACUUCAGCAGAUGAAGUUGCUGUUUGUAAUUUAGCUUCAAUUGCAUUGAACAGGUUUGUUAAUGAAGAUAAAACAUACAACUUUAUAAAGUUGAAAGAAGUCACAAAGAUAAUCACACAAAACCUUAAUAAAAUUAUUGAUGUUAAUUUUUACCCAGUGCCUGAAGCGAAAAAUUCUAACAUGCGUCACAGACCUAUAGGUAUUGGAGUGCAAGGGUUAGCUGAUACAUUUGUACUAAUGCGCAUUCCAUAUGAAAGUGAAGAAGCAAUUAAACUUAACCAACAAAUCUUCGAAACUAUAUAUUACGGAGCAUUAGAAGCCAGUUGUGAACUGGCGCAAAAAGAAGGAGUUUAUAGUACAUAUGAAGGAAGUCCUGCAAGCCAAGGCAUCUUGCAAUAUGACAUGUGGGAUAAAACUCCAACUGAUCUCUGGAACUGGUCUAUUCUGAAAGAUAAAAUUGCCAAACAUGGACUCCGCAAUUCACUUCUAUUAGCUCCAAUGCCCACAGCGUCUACAGCACAAAUCUUAGGAAAUAAUGAGUCCUUUGAACCGUUCACAUCUAACAUUUACCAAAGACGUGUUUUGUCUGGAGAAUUCCAGGUUGUUAACCAUCAUUUAUUGAGAGACUUAACACAGGCAGAUUUAUGGGAUGAAGACAUGAAGAAUCUGAUAAUACACAACAAUGGUUCCAUUCAAAAUAUUGAGCGUAUACCAAAGGAUAUUAGAGAGUUGUAUAAAACAGUUUGGGAGAUUUCAGUUAAAACAACAAUUAAAAUGGCCGCUGACAGAGGAGCAUUUAUAGACCAAAGUCAAUCAUUUAACAUUCAUGUGGCUGAACCUAAUUAUGGAAAAUUGACGUCGAUUCACUUUUACGCAUGGAAAAUGGGUCUGAAAACAGGAAUGUAUUAUUUACGCAUAAAGCCUGCCGCUAAUGCAAUUCAGUUCACAGUUGACAAAUCAAAAGUUAGGGCAAGUAAUGGAAGAAUGGAAAGUGAUGAUAAAAACAUGUCCAUGAUAGCUUGCUCGUUACGGAAUAAGGAUGAGUGCUUAAGUUGCGGAUCGUAAGGCGAAUGCAACAUGAUUUUAUAUAAAUAUUUUUUAUGAUUUUGUACUUCAUAGUUGUCAUCUAAAUCAGUGUUUUUCAAUGGAUGGAAAACCACUGAUCUGAAUCAACAUUUUAUGAAGUUAUUAUAGAUCAUUCAAUUGCACAAUAAUCAAUUUAAUAUUUAAGAAA